Saxophila tyrrhenica is the source of this 348-nucleotide messenger RNA. RefSeq lists its product as uncharacterized. The transcript has 2 exons. The record is from RefSeq and is a predicted model, not a curated record. NCBI's taxonomy places the organism in Eukaryota, Fungi, Ascomycota, Dothideomycetes, Mycosphaerellales, Extremaceae. The coding region runs from base 1 to 348 and encodes 115 amino acids.
AUGUUGCGGAAAGUUGACCUGAGGGUGCUGCCAGUCCUCAUCGUCAUCUACCUGCUCCAGUACCUCGACAAGAACGGCAUCAAUUACUUCUAUGCACCGGAUACUGUAUUGGCAACAUCCGAGGCGCCAUAUUACCACUCGGCGUACAUCGCUAUGCUAGUGGGGUACAGCGUGAAGCUGCUGAUGGCGGCGGUGCUGUACGUGUACAUGUUUACAGCCAGCAACAAGAGAGAUGGAGAGGCAGCGGCGGCUGGUGUGGUGGAUGACGAGGAGGAGAAGGCGGCGAUUGAAAUGGAGAGGAGAGAUUCGACGGAGAUGGAGAAUGAAGGGUUAAGGUAUUCGCUAUAA